UCCUGCCACAACAGGCUCUUGUUCCCGUUCAUACUGUCAGAUGUGAAACUGAACUUCUGACAGCUGGAGGCGGACAGCCAGCACAAAGUCGCAGGAAUGUAAGCUCCGGGUCUACAGGCUGCUCCGCAAGGAAAUGGACGAGAUAAGUCCCUUGUUGGGCAACCAGAUUUCUGGGCAACCACAGGAGGGCCCAGACCUUCUGUCUCCAAACCUGAGGCCAAGACACCAGGAACUGAUCCCGACACCAUGUGGACCGAUAAAGCCCUGGUCGGAGCUGUCAUGGCACCUCAAGCUCUACUUCUGCUUCACCAUAGCGUCUCUGCUGGCACUGCUCAGCCUCACCCUGUACAGCAUCUACAAGCAGCACAAGGACACUGGUGUGUCUGAUGAGGACAACUUCACUGUGUCUCUCAUCCAGCUGGUUGGAAUACUGUUUUGCAUCUACUACAUCGUCCGAGGCGUGUUGCAGGAGAACAAACAGGAGCUGGUUGUGUUUGGGCUCAGCGUGUUGGUGGUGAUGGUUCGAUCGGUGGUCAACUUCUCCGUGCAGGGGUCAGAGGGCAAGCAGGAGCUGCUGGUUCGUUUUGUGUGCAUCAUGUGUCUGGGCGUGAUCCACGUCUUCUGCACCAUGCUGCUCAUCCGGAGGCCCAACAUGAUGGCGUUCCGUGUGGGCGGGGCCUUGGAGAGCCUUCAGGAGCAAUACUUCCUGCUCAACCUGUGCUUCUCUAUGGUGACCCUUGACCUUCAGGCUCAGUUGUGCCUGUGUAUCCUGAUCAUGACGUGGAAAUCGGCCUCGUCUGCUACCCACAGCAUCAUCCUGGGUGUCGGGGUGGUGUGGGCCUGCCUGACCGCUGCUGUCGGGGCUGUUGCAGUUUUAAAGGAAGUCAAGGUCUUAGUUUGGGUCUUCAUGGUGCAAAAUCUUCCUCAACUAGCCUACUUUGUUUAUCUGAUUUACACGAUGGCAGUGAAAUGGUUCGAGGACACGUCAUACACCCUGGAGGCCGCCGCCGUCACCGGAGCUUUUAUUUCACUGGUGAUUAAAGUGGUUUUAUUCUGGGGCCUCAUCAGACUGGUGCACAGCUUCGGCCAAGGCCUGAGGGAGAGGAUGUUUGCACCCAGCAAGUAAUAAAACAUCUGGUGGUCAUGGACCAAGGACACAGCUGCAUGCUGCGGACACAACAGUUUGAGCAGUGUGUUGCUGACCAGGGAGCUCAUAUUUUUAUUCAGCAUCUGCUCCACCAAAAUGAUCAGUCAGCUGACAUCUUCUUUUUCUUUCUACCUUAAUGUGCUGUUACUGUAUACAUUUUAUUUUGUUUUAGCUAACUCUUCAUCAGGGUGCCUUUCUACAGGAUGUAAAGCAUCACAGCUGAACCUACAUCACAUGCCUUCGUAGAUAGGAUUCAUAAUGGUUUUUAAUUUUUUGUUUUUACUGUAAUAUGUAUUAUGCAAAUCAAAUUUAAUGUUGACUGACUUAAGUUUGCUUUUUUGAAAUCAUACUUAUCUAACUUAAAUUGUGAUCUGCAUUAUCUAGACUCUGAGCGACACUGGAAUAUUUUUACUAAACUUUCUGCGGCACCUGACUGCACUGAUCUAAGUGUUUUUUUGUUUUGUUUUUUAUUCAGUGUUCUUAAUAAAAUAUCAAAACAAGGCUGA
Epinephelus lanceolatus (giant grouper) is the source of this 1653-nucleotide messenger RNA. RefSeq lists its product as uncharacterized. Lineage: Eukaryota; Metazoa; Chordata; Actinopteri; Perciformes; Serranidae. The record is from RefSeq and is a predicted model, not a curated record.